Messenger RNA from Gadus macrocephalus (Pacific cod), 7406 nucleotides. RefSeq names its product IQ motif and Sec7 domain ArfGEF 2b (gene iqsec2b). NCBI's taxonomy places the organism in Eukaryota, Metazoa, Chordata, Actinopteri, Gadiformes, Gadidae. Gene Ontology annotation, biological process: actin cytoskeleton organization; regulation of ARF protein signal transduction. Gene Ontology annotation, molecular function: protein binding; guanyl-nucleotide exchange factor activity. The record is from RefSeq and is a predicted model, not a curated record. The transcript is spliced from 14 exons. The coding region runs from base 1049 to 5167 and encodes 1372 amino acids.
UUCUGCCAAUGACACACAAACACAGUUUCCUGUUUAGUUAUGUAGUUGGCAGAAGCGAUGAAGCGACUCAAGUGAGCAAUACUCAAACUCUGCGACUAGAGAAGGAGGUGGAUGUUGUUUGGCUUCAUAUGAAUAAUGCCUCGUCAAGGCAUUUAUCCAACAGGCUAGAUGUUAUCCCCUGCCAGCCAUCCUAUUGGCAUCACAGUGCACAGUGUAAGAAAGGAGAGAUCCAAUGAGAUACGCAUGCACUUCCUGAUCAUUAUGCUUGCGUCAAAACUUCCACUGACCUCUCCUGUCACCUCCCAGUGUUUUGGUCUCGCUACGGGACAGGGCACAAGCGACGGAUGGGGGCGUGGCCAGGCAGGAAAUGUAGAUAAAGGCUCUUAAAGCGCUGAGCCACUGACUAGAGGGACUCUUUGGGUAGAAUAAUUUGCCACAAGACCACAAGUAUUUACCAGGACAUCGUACAAACGCCAGCCCUUUGGAUAUCUUUGAGACCAGAAUUUUUUUAUUGGUGGACAGUGCUGAGGCUAGAGCUGGGCUGUAAUUGCAGAUUUGGUUGUGGUAAAAGGUUCUGCAGUGUUUGAAAGCACCUAAUUAGUAGGUGGAGAGUUUUUGAGUGUGGAAGUUAUGCUGUGGUGUUCAGUAGCUUCCUUGAAAUAUAAUGUUCGUGCUUGACACUGACCUGCUCAGCGAGUACUUGUUUAAAAUUCAACCAGGUAUUUCCUGUCAGCUUAGGGAUAUUUUAAUGUGUUAAUCGAGGCGAGAGAGACACGUUAGUCAGAGGCACAUUCUCUCACGCAUAUUGAAGCUUGUGGGUAAAAAGUAAAAAUAUAAUCAUUUCCCAGGCAAAACAUUAUUUUGACGCAAUGCAACAUUUUUAUCACAAACUGGCCUGACACUUGGCCAAAGUUUUAUUUCUCUCUGGAUCUGAUUCUAAAGAUCCUUUGACGUGUCAGGUUGGAUGUGUCCUUCCUCUUAAGACACAUAACAGAAGACACAGAGGUCUAGUUCAGUGCACCAUUGCCCGGCGUGGCGUCCUUUCCUUAUGAGCUCCAAUAAGAGAUAUGUAAUACGCCGCCGCUGGGAUGCUAACACUGUGGAAGUGGACUCCCGGUGCCCGGACACGGGCUCCCACACGGACGGCUCAUACAUCCAGACCUCUUCCUACCAGCGGGGCCCCGAGCUCUACACUGACAGCGUCGGCCCUCUGGGACCCAGGGGCCCUCCUGGUGUGUCGGGCCCCGGCUCCGUGGGCUUGGCCUGGGCGCUGCGCACGCGCCACCAGCCCGCCAGCCUAGCCCUGCGCAAACAAGAGGAGGAGGAGAACAAGCGAUGCAAGGCCCUGGAUAGUUAUGAGCUCUCGACAGACCUGCAGGACAAGAAGGUGGAGAUGUUGGAGAGAAAGUACGGCGGCUCCUUCGUAAGCCGCAGAGCAGCCAAGACCAUCCAGACGGCCUUCCGGCAGUACCGCAUGAACAAGAACUUUGAGCGUCUCCGCAGCUCGGCCUCGGAGAGCCGCAUGACCCGGCGCAUCAUCCUGUCCAACAUGCGGCUGCAGUACUCCUUCGACGAGCGGCAGCCGCAGCAGCAGGCCCAGACGCAGACCAACUUCACCCACAGCGUCGCCAUUGGCCCCCCGCACUCUCCGGAUGUGGACCGCCCCGCAAACUACACACACUUAGAGGACUCCUUCUCCAAGCAGGUGAAGUCCUUGGCCGACUCCAUAGACGACGCCCUGAGCUGCCGCACCGCGGGCCGCGACGACUCCCAGGAGGGGAGCCGGGAGGGCGGGGACUUCGGGGAGUGCGUGUGGAGCAGCAGCAGCAACCCGUCCUCCCAGAGGGGCCUGGGGGAGCGGGCCCGGGCCAGCAUGCACGGGGACAGCACCGCCACCUCCUACAGCGACGUCACCCUCUACAUGGACGACUGCAUGCCCUCCUCGCCGCUCUCCCUGGACCGGGCGCCCAGCAGCACCGACACCGAGUACUGGGGCCCCGGCGGCGGCGGCGUGGCCGUGCGCGAGGACAGCCGCGACACCGAGGGCGGGGGCAGCGGCAACAGCCGCCGCAGCACGCCGUGCACCGAGUGCCGGGACUACCGGCUGAGGGGCGCCCACCUGCCCCUGCUCACCAUCGAGCCCCCCAGCGACAGCUCGGUGGACAUGAGCGACCGCUCCGACCGCGGCUCCCUCAGCCGCCAGCUGGUGUACGAGCAGGAGCCGGGGGCGGCCACCGGCUCCCCCCAGGGCACCCUCAAGCACGCGCCCAACAUGGCGACCCGGCCCGCCUCCACCGCCACCGCCCAGGGCCAGACGCGCGCCGUGGGCCGGCCCCUGCCCACACACAUCCCCCAGCACGUGGCCCUCCACCACCACCAGCACCACCAGCAGCAGCAGCAGCAGCAGCAGCACCCCAUCCACCACCAGCACCAGUACCCGGACACGCAGUCCUCCUCCUCCUCGCCGCAGCAGCCCCCCACCACGCCGCUGUCCUCCUCCUCCUCCCCGGCGCUGCCCCCCGGGGUGCUGGAGCAGCCCUGCUGCUCCGACGGCGACAACGACUCGCUCAACUCCACCACCAACUCCAACGAGACGGUGAACUGCAGCUCGGGCUCCUCGUCGCAGGACAGCCUGCGGGAGCCGCUGCCCCCGCUGGGCAAGCAGACCUACCAGAGGGAGAGCCGCCACAGCUGGGACUCGCCGCCGUUCAACAACGACGUGGUGCAGAGGCGGCAGUACCGCAUCGGCCUCAACCUGUUCAACAAGAAGCCAGAAAAAGGGAUCCAGUACCUGAUAGAGAGAGGCUUUGUGUCAGACACGCCGGUGGGGAUCGCUCGCUUCAUCCUUGAGAGGAAGGGCCUCAGCAGACAGAUGAUUGGGGAGUUCCUAGGCAACCGGCAGAAACAGUUCAACAAGGAUGUUUUGGACUGUGUGGUGGAUGAGAUGGACUUCUCCGGUAUGGACUUGGACGAUGCCCUGAGGAAGUUCCAGGCCCAGAUCAAGGUCCAGGGAGAAGCUCAGAAGGUGGAGAGGCUCAUCGAGGCCUUCAGUCAGAGGUACUGUGUGUGUAACCCAACGCUGGUUCGCCAGUUCCAGAACCCGGACACCAUCUUCAUCCUGGCCUUCGCCAUCAUCCUCCUCAACACGGACAUGUACAGCCCCAACGUCAAGGCCGAGAGGAAGAUGAAGAUUGAGGACUUCAUCAAGAAUUUGAGAGGGGUGGACAAUGGUCAAGACAUUCCGAGGGACCUCCUUGUUGGGAUCUACCAGCGCAUUCAGAAGUGGGAGCUGAGGACCAACGAUGACCACGUGUCCCAAGUCCAGGCCGUGGAAAGAGUCAUUGUGGGCAAGAAGCCUGUGCUGUCGCUGCCUCACCGCAGGCUGGUGUGCUGUUGCCAGCUCUACGAGGUGCCUGAUCCUAACAGACCACAGAGGACUGGAGUGCACCAGAGAGAGGUCUUCCUCUUCAACGACCUCCUUGUGGUGACCAAGAUCUUCCAGAAGAAGAAAACCUCAGUGACAUACAGCUUCAGACAAUCAUUUCCUCUGGUGGAGAUGCAAGUGCACAUGUUCCAGAACUCCUAUUACCCCCACGGUAUUCGCCUGACAUCAGCGGUGCUGGGCGGGGAGAGGAAAGUGCUCAUCGUCUUUUUGGCGCCCAGUCAGCAGGACCGUACACGCUUUGUCAGCGACCUCAGGGAGAGCAUUGCAGAAGUUCAGGAGAUGGAGAAAUAUCGAGUGGAGUCGGAGUUGGAGAAGCAGAAAGGCGUAAUGCGUACUGGGUUGUUGUCGAGCGGUAUGGUAAAGGGGGAAGCGGUGAACGGCUCCCUGGGACGGCCCAGCCUGGAUGACAACUAUUCAGCCGCUGAAGGCCUCAAACGCACGGCCCUCAGCUCAUCUCUCAGGGACCUAUCGGACACAGGGAAACGUGGUCGCAGGAACAGUGUUGGUUCUCUGGACAGUACCAUGGAAGGCUCCAUCAUUAGCAGCCCGCAGCCUCACCAGCGCUACACCGUUCCGGGCGUGGUCCCCGGCUGCUAUGGAACUGAAGACUACCGGCCGCAUCGCCCCAUCCUGAGCCCCGGAUCGGGGGUGGGGGGUGGGCCGGGGCAACAACACACCACUGCUGGGACGGGAGUGGGGGGGGUCCCCAGCAGUGUAGAGAGAUCAGGGGUGGGGGGGGUACCUGGGGGGGGGGUCAGCAGCAACAACAGUGGCUCCUUCCUCGGGUCCCUGUUUGGGAGCAAACGCGCCAAACCACCGGCGCCCCUCAUACCACCGGGGCCACCUUACCCCGCCCCUGUCCCCCCACCGACUACGGGAGGUCCCCCUCCUCACUCCCCUUCAUCCCUGUGCCAGUUGGACGGGGGGCCUUCCAAGAUCCAGGCCCUACAUGCACAGUACUGUCACACGGCCGUCGUGCAGCCGCCGCCCCCCUACUACCACCACCAUCGCUACCACGCACAAACUGUCCCGUCCCCUAUGCAGGGCGUUCCCACUCACACUAUACAGAGAAGCCCGCUACCCUGUCGCCCUCCGCUUGGGCCCACGCACGCGCAGCAGCUGGCGCAUCUCUCCCAGCUCUCCCAGCAUGGGCUACCGGGUCGGUACGGCAACACGGUGGUGGGCUGUCCUCCCCCCCUUUCUCCUCACUCCCAGCCGUCCCCGGGCCCGCAGUUCGGCCUGUACCACGCGCAGCCCAUACACUCUGUCAGAGGGGCCGGCGUCCCUGGCACCAAGCCGCCGCUCACACUGUCUCAUUCCCAGCCGCACCCCCACGCCCACUCCCACACCCACCCCGGUCACUCUCAAACCCCGCACCCGGUCCCCCACCCCGUCCACCAGACACACUUUAUCUUCGGCACGCUGCCCCACCACCACCACCACCACCAACCGUCCACCACCACCAAUGCACAUCCCGCCUCUACCGUCGGCCAGUAUCUGCCCCAGUACCCUCCGCUCUCUUCCAUCCCUCCUCCCCCACCACACUCCCCUUUACCCCCCCCUUCCUCCCCCCUUACCCCUCAUACACCUCUCUCCCCUCACCCCACUCAGCACCCCGGGCCGCCUCAGCAGGGCCCGCAGGGGAUGGGGGCGGGUCCUGCCGGCCCCGGGAGCAGCAGUUCCAAGUCCAAAGCUAUCAACCGGAUAAGCACCGUGGUCUGAGCAGGGGGUGGGGCUCCAAGGGUCAGAGGUCGGAGCGGGCAGAGGACACGGGGAGCCGGAGCAGGGCCCGGAGCCGCUCGACGAGGACCGACAGCAGCGGGGCGAGCGAGAAGAGGAAGCGCAGCUUGCUCCGCCUCUGCUACUUUCACCUCCGCUUCCCGCAUAUGUAAAGCGGUGACCAGUAGCGUAGAAGUUUGUUCACAUGCUCAGACACUGACCCACCGAACCGAGGCCACAAACAUACACGCUGACGUCAGAACACGUUCACAAUCAAUAAAAGCUAUAGCCAUAUAUCUUUAUUUUUAGUUGAAUGUGCAAGAAUUUGGCCCCUUUGACUGUUUCUGCGUUAUGACUUUGUGAGAGGCGAGGCAGUGUUAGAACCAACUCACAUAUAUAAGUAACAAGCCGUUUAUUUAUUGAUGUAAAAAAAAAAAGACUACUAGAAAUAUCGAUUAUGUUUAUUUGGGCGUUUGACAUUGUAAAAAGUUCUUGCAGAUAAUUGCAAAGAAACAAACACAAUCUGCAAUAAUCUCGUUAGCCUCUUAGUGUCUGUCAUUGUUUUCAGAUUUUGCUUAACUGUAAGACUCUUUAUUUUUCUCUAUUUUGAGCCUCAGAUGUGUUGCACUGUCCCAAAGUCUUUCGGCCUGUGCACGUUUUCUGGCUCCAUGGUCUUUUGCUCUACAGUUGUUUUCCUGUUGACAAAAGCCAGCUGGCUUAUUAAUAAAUAACCUUUAGUUUGGGAAGUGGGAAUUAAUUAUAUGAACAAUAAUCUAUUUGAGUGUUUCUGAAGCUUUUUUGCUGUUGUAUUGAUAUUAUUAUACUGUAUAAUACUGCUAUGAGUAUGAUGAAUAUUGUUUGAUAAAUGUUUUGAUCAGUGAUUAAUUAUAUCAGCGAUGUUUAGAUGACUAUAAUCAGUUUAUGCACACAUAUUAAUCCCCUCAACUCACGUAAACUGCUUGAGGGAGUUAUCGUAUGUGUAGGGAGAUUAUUUCCAUACUAUAAUGACUGCCAUUUCUUUUUUGGUCAAUAUUAAUACUAAUGGUUUAAACAUUAUGAAUGAGAUUGAGGACCUUUUGGAUGGUGGAACCUUUUCCUUCCUCCCUUUGCGUUGAGUGAGGAGAUUAUUUUUGCAAACAGAACAUGAGCUCUUGGGGAGAAAGAUACUCUAGAAUUUUGUAUAUGGCUCUGUGUAAAGAAAAGGGCUUCAGCCUUGCCAUAGAGUUAUAAAGCUAUGUUCCAUUUAGGAAGCCAUUAUUCCUUCAGAGGUAACUCUUUACAGCCAUUAAAACCAACUUGUUGCGCGUUUUGACACUCUACGCCUUUAUAAAAACGCACGCUUUUAAAUGCAGUUUUGUGUUUUUGCACACGAGUGAUGUCUUAAGUCAGCAAUGGCCUUCUUAUCCUCCUGCUUCAUCAUUCUUUAAAGAUCUCUGUUUACACUUUUGGACAUUUUCCGGGCCCCUGCUGAAUGGGCUUCUUGUUCAACAUAACCUGCGUGUGGAAUGUAAAAGACAACUUUUCUUUAUCUCAGUACCUCCUGGGUGUGCAGUCUCUUGUGCUUAGAGUCGUUUUUUAACAUGUAACAGUGCAACGAGAUAGGCCGGAAUUAGUGCCAUUGAUUACCGAGCAAAAUGGUGUAUCUUAUUAGGCAAAGGUAUGUGGUUCGAGACUGGUUUGGUAUCUGAAGUUGAUGAAGUUGUUAAUUGAGAUGCAGAAGAAGAAGGCACAUCAAAGACCUCAAGAAAUAAAGUGUAUUGUGACAUUUGGCGAGAUUUAGGAAUGUGAAAUGUAAAUGUUUUUCAGUACUUGUUGCUCUGCCUAUCGCUUCAAUGGUGUUUUCUUUCUUUUUGCAUGGGUAUAUCUGCACUAAUUGAAUGGAUUGUACUGUAUAAACCUAAAUGUACAUAAUAUAUUAUACAUAUAGGCUUUGUUUUGGGGUAAAUUACUCCUAUUCUGUUUCAGGUGCGUGCAUGUGAGUGCCACUAGGUAUGUAUAUAUGAGCAAAAGACAUGAAAGCAGAUUCAGUAGGCCAAAAUUAAAAUCUAUUUCCAUUUCUCUAAUUCAAAACAGAAGGUUAACUACCAUGAUAAAGGCCUACAAGUGUUAAUAUGUUAGGGUACCUAUUGACACCAAUUUAAAUAUACAAUUUUAGAAUUUUUAUUUGUGAAUGUAUCAAGUGUGUGCUGAAAGAGAUGUGAAUAUUUAUUGCUUAAAUUAAAAAAGCGUCCUUGCAGUGAAA